CAUCGUUGUGCUUCUGAGCAGCUCCUGAAGAUCAAAAUUCCAGCAUCCAUUAGAAUUUAUCCAGUACCAAAUGCUUCUAAUUGUGCUUCGUUAGAAUCCGAAUUGUAUGGUCAUCUCAUAGUAGGUUCUUGAACAGUUCAAGAUCUAGAAGCGUGUUCGUGUUCAUCACAGCUCUGACACAGUGUUUCGUCGGCCAGUGUGAAAAAUCCAUAAAACUGUGAAGAAGUCAAUUCGUUCUACUGAAGUGUGUACUCCACCGAGAAAAAAAAAAACAAACAAUGACGUGCUAAUUGUACGGUAUGUGGUGGUGGAUCGUCAUAAAGUGAAGUGUGAAAAUCUCGUUGUGAGUGAAUUCGUGGGGGGAUCUCUUCCGCCCGGGUAAGAGAAGAAGAGGUGCUAAUUCCGAAGGUCUAACCCGUACUCUCCCGAAGAAGCCUUUGGUUGGUGCAAGCUAUCAUCACCUUUAUCACCAUCAUCACCAUCAUGGCGGCGUCGGUCAGUGCGGAGUGGUCACAUCGGCGGCUGCUGUACGGGCAGGCCGUCGCAUUCGUUGUUGUAACCGUGUUUGUUGUUGGAAACUUAUGUGCCUGGCAGGAGAACGUCCGACCGAAGCUCUACGUAUCAUUAGCCGACGAAGAAUACCUGAGGUUUCAGGGAAACGAGUCGAUAAAUGACUACUUCAAGCUGGUUCUCCGGGAUGCCACUAGCAAUAGCCUUUUGGUGGGAGCAAGAAACAUUGUGUACAAUCUCAGCAUAUACGAUCUCAGUGAGCAGACGCGGUUAGUGUGGUACUCGUCGGAGGAUGACAUCAAGAUGUGCGUGAUGAAGGGCAAAGACGAGGACCUCUGCCAGAAUUAUAUUCGCGUGCUGGCACUGCCCACACCGGGGACGCUGCUCGGCUGUGGCACCAACGCGUUCCGCCCCAUGUGCCGGAUGUACGGAAUCAACGGAAACAGCUACUCAAUCGAGUCGGAGAAACCCGGUCAAGCCGUGUGUCCCUACGAUCCGGCGCACAACUCGACGGCCGUCUUUGUCGAUAACGAACUCUAUUCCGGCACGGUGGCUGACUUCAGCGGUCUUGACCCAAUUAUCUACCGGGAACCACUGCAGACCGAGCAGUACGACAGUUUGAGCCUGAACGCACCCAACUUCGUCGGAUCGUUCACGCAGGGCGACUUUGUGUACUUCUUCUUCCGCGAGACGGCCGUCGAAUUCAUCAACUGCGGCAAAGCCGUCGUCAGCCGGGUUGCACGGGUUUGCAAAUGGGAUAAAGGUGGACCGCAUCGGUACAAAAACCGGUGGACGACCUAUCUCAAGUCGCGCCUCAACUGCUCCAUGCCCGGCGACUUUCCGUUCUACUUCGAUGAAAUACAGUCAACUAGCAGCUUGGUGGAAGGACGCUACGGCAACGGAAACUCCAAACUAAUCUACUCUGUAUUUUCAACAUCAACCAAUGCGAUAGCGGGUUCGGCCAUAUGCGCAUUCUCAUUACAGGAUAUCGCCGACACGUUCGAAGGCAACUUCAAGGAGCAGAGUGGAUUAAACUCUAAUUGGCUACCUGUUAACCCAUCGAAGGUACCAGAUCCACGUCCCGGUUCGUGCCAUAACGACUCGCGAACCCUACCGGACCUAACACUCAACUUCAAAAAGACCCACUCGCUGAUGGAUGAAAAUGUGCCAACGUUUUUCGGUUCGCCGAUUUUGACCCGAGUCAGCACGGUCUAUCGAUUCACCGCCAUCGCCGUUGAUCCGCAAAUUAAAACUCCCGGCGGAAAAACCUACGACGUGAUAUUCGUCGGAACGGAUCACGGAAAAAUCAUCAAAACGGUUAACGCCGAAUCGGCCGACUCGAACAAGAAGGUCACCUCGGUUGUCAUCGAGGAGAUCGAUGCUCUUCCAACGAGCGAACCGGUGCGGAGCUUGGAAAUCGUUAGAACCAUGCAAUACGACACGCCAAAGGACGGAAGUUAUGAUGAUGGAAAAUUAAUUAUAGUCACCGAUACAACCGUGAUAGCGAUUAAAUUACACCGCUGCAGCAGUGAAAAGAUAACAAGUUGCAGUGAGUGCGUGGCGCUGCAGGAUCCGUACUGCGCCUGGGACAAGAUUGCGGGCAAAUGUCGAUCACACGGGGCUCCCCGGUGGUCGGAGGAGAACUACUUCUACCAGAGCGUUGCCAGCGGAGAUCACGCUGCCUGCCCGUCCGGCAAAAUGGCCAAGGAUGGCAACGCCGAGAAACAAGGCUACCGAGGAGACAUCGACUACGACCCUCAACGGCCGAGCAAAGAUCAGCCCGGAAACGACAUGAUCAGCAUAAUGCAAGACAAGAGCGGCUACGACGACAAAGGGCCGCAAAUAACUCCCGAUCUGAUAAAUGCUCAAUACACGGUGGAAACGCUGGUUAUGGCCGUUCUGGCUGGUGCCAUAUUCGCCCUGCUGGUGGGAUUCAUCACCGGGUACUUCUGCGGCCGACGGUGCCACAAGGACGAAGACGACAAUCUGCCGUACCCGGACACGGAGUACGAGUACUUCGAACAGCGACAGAACGUUAACCGGAUACAAACCGAGCCGAAGCUCCUUCCACAGGUCGAAGAAGUGACCUACGCCGAACCCGUACUAUUACCUCAGCCAUCUAGUCAGAACAAGAUGCAGCAUUCGCCAAAAAAUACGUUAAGGAAACCGAUGGGUCACCACCACGGUGUCAAUUCGGAAACACUUUUCCAGUUCCAGCCUGAUGGCUACAGCGCUCGUGACAACUACCGGGGUCGCGACAACUUCGGCACCCUCCGAUCCCACCAAGGUGAUAAUUAUCGUCGCGGUGACGGAUUCUCAACAACGAGAAGCGUGAAAAAAGUGUAUCUCUGAGACGGGAACGGGGCGGCUGAGACCAGCCAGGGACUGAUCAAUCAAAAUAUGCAUUUUUAUAUAGGUCCUUAAUACCAACACUCGUAACAGAAGUCUCGGCCGAAUGAAAAGGCAGCCGCCCCGGCAUGGCAUAGUAACACAACAUCGUUCCGAUAGUCCACAGAAUUCCAGUUCCGGAUCUUCCCCAGUCAUGUCCAACAGUAGUUCUAGUCCGGCGCCUCCCUCGAGCAGUCCUAGUCCACAAGAGAGCCCAAAAAACUGUAGUUAUAUUUAUAGAGAUUGAUUAUUAAAUAAACCCCCGCCACCACUGCGACCCCCGCAUCCAUACAGCAGAAGCAGCAACGAUAGACCCGGUGUCCCAUUCCAGCACGAUGAUGGCAGCGAAAAGGCAACAACAGCAUCAGCGGCAGAAGCAGCAAUGGCAAAGGUCAUCCUACGCAACAGAAACAGCCAAAGCAGUGACACCAACAACCGAAAACUGAAUCGUCUUUCGACUUCGUCCUCACUCUCGAUCAUCACCCCGCCCACAACUCCGAAGCGGCCGGUCGGAGGCCGUCUCAAGAUGGCGCUGAGUCUCUCGUUGGCGCACAACUUCAACCAAAAGCUGGCCAACCUCAACGACAAAUGGAACGACUUCAGCUUCAUGCUGAAGAGCAACGCGGUUAAGAGCAGCACACGGAACGACUCGUACCACUCGAUCGAAUCGGCCGUGACCUGUACGGCUGCCGAUCUGGAGGCAGGAAAUUUGAGUGGAGGAGGUAAGUUCGGCGAUGCAGAAGAGCAGGAUCGAAGAAGACGACGUCACAGAAGAGGAGAUGGCGGAGGCAAUUGUAGUGGGUUAUGGAACAGCGGCGGCAGUGGCAGUAGGCCAAGCUCGUCUCAUCAUCAGCAGAAGCCGUACGAGCGACACAGGACGAGUAGGCUUUCGCCACGCCGUAACAGUGCCAGCGGGGACCCCAAGGAGUUCGAUAUGUUAGUACUGAAAACUACGGAGAAUUUAGAGGAUAAUGAAAGUUUUUAAAUACAUUGGCUUCCAUUGCGAUUGAGUUGAUUAUUGGCUUUUGCUGAAGCUUUUGCUGCGCAUUUCGUUGUGUCAUCAUUGCAGCAUUAUAUCCGACGAUCGUUGGUGGUCGGAACACUGGCACAAACGACACGACCUCAAGCGAUGAGAAACAAAAGACACAACAACAACGGGAAUGCUUAUCAAAUACUAGGAGAGAUAAUUUAAUCGCUUUCAUUCACUAACUAAUCAACCAUAAAAGCAACAAUUAGGGUAUAUGCAUCCGCCUAAGUUUAGAGCAUUUAAAAAGGAAGAAGCUAAACAAAAAGACACGCAUCCAUUUCAAACUGAUAUUAAGUCGGACAGAUCUAGUAAGGAGUAACGCAGAAUACUCGAGUGUAAAUACGAUUAUACAGUGCAUAUAUAUUAUAACCUUUCAAAACUAUUAGGGAUUUUUGCAUCAGAAAUAGGUCUUGCAGUGUGUUACGAGUUACACUGCGUGUUGUAAUUGCUGAGUAAGCUGAAGAAACACUAUAUAGGAACACAUUUUGCUGCAGUAUUAAAGGAGAACAAAAUCUUAUACAAAUAGGGAAAAAACCAAAACAAGGGUCGAUGGAAUGCCGCGCCGUAAUCGAGGAACAAUUCUCGAACGCCGAUUAGAUAUUCUUCAUCACACAGUAAGUACAUUUUACAUGAUCAUCUCACAUACUACUAGUUUUACGUUUGAUUUCGUCCAGUAUCGUUUCCCUCCGUUAAUGCCAAACCAUGUAGAAAUGAGGACUGAUUUCAUUGGAAAAGGGUACCUAAUUGGAAAAACAUGUCUGCUUUUAGAAUCAUAGAACAAUAUUUUUUUUCUAAAUGGUUUACUGCCGUAUUCACAUUACUUUGUCAUGUGUAACGAUUGCGUAUCUGCACUCAGAAUGGUGGCUUCAAUUUUUUCGUCGUCUAUCGAAAAUCUAAAUCCUACCUUACGUGGCUUUACUUCAGAGCCGAGCCCGUGACCAGACCUUUUAGUCGCUUCUUUGCUUCUGCAAUGUUCAACAGUAAGUUUGAAAGUGCAUUACUCUUACAUACCUUGUCUGGGAUUCAAACACUUUGAUACAUUAAAGAUUGCGCGUGUAAGCCUGAUUAGUUUCGCCGGAAAACUAUAUAUGUGCUGAUGUUAUCUGCAAAGGUCCACUUUGCGAACGGAAGAUCCACUAAGCACUAUCCCCGAAAAAGAAGUCACCAAUAAUCAUUCCAUAUAAAAGUAACUUUGUGUAUUGUUCUAUGAUUUAAAAGUCACUCAUGACGCAGAAAAACGAAUUUAAAACUGAUUAGUGCAUUUUUAGGCAACAGUAUGGUGCCGGACACUCCUCUGUAUUUAAAAGUCGAUAUUAGGCGCGGGGGCUAGGACACUCUACAAUCCGAACCAACACACGCCAUGAACAAGUAAAAAAUCUGAUCUGAACGCUAGUUUAAUUUUUCGGAUGUUAUGUUUUGGUUGUUGAAUUAGGUAUUUUUACAAUUAUUUGAAACAAAAAAAAAUAUACUGGGAAAUUUGUGUUUUAUUAUGAUUUAAGUGAUCAUUUAGUCUAAUAUAUGAUUUCAAAUUGUGCACCAGGUCACCAAGUCUGUAAAAUAUGUAUUAAAGAAUGAUCAAAAACUGGCAACGUGCAAGAGUGAAGGUAGUUUAUCGAAAUUUUUAGGCACUUUUAGUUUUUUAAUAGUUAUUAUUUUCACUUUGUUUGGUUAUUCAAGGUCAAAUCAUAAGGCUAAGCAUAAUUUUCGAUUCAAUAUAUUUAUUUUUAUAAAUUUAAA
Molecule: messenger RNA, 5662 nt
Organism: Aedes albopictus (Asian tiger mosquito)
Lineage: Eukaryota; Metazoa; Arthropoda; Insecta; Diptera; Culicidae
Gene: Sema1a
Product: semaphorin-1A
Exons: 21
Coding region: 484-2862 (792 amino acids)
Biological process (GO): negative chemotaxis; neural crest cell migration; axon guidance
Molecular function (GO): semaphorin receptor binding; chemorepellent activity
Source: RefSeq, a predicted model, not a curated record